UUGAUACGGUUGUCCUGUUUUUGCACUUCAUUAUACAGAAACAUACAAGCAGUGGUUGAAAUGCGCCGGUGCUCGCGUGUAGAGUACAUCAAAUUGGCACCUCAUAUUUUUUACUACUUGAGUACCGUCAUUUUUUUUUAUAGAAUACUGGCUCUAAAAUAGGAACCAACCCUGGUGGGGUAGAAUCACAAUGUAAAUGGAGACGCACAAGUGUCAAGAAGAAAAACAGGACAUCUGCACGGUUUCAAACCGGAUUUUCAUUAAAAGGCAAACAACGACAUCCCAUCACUUUCCUCUAAAACAAUCCAUUACUGACAAUUAAUGUCAAGCAGCACAUCAGUGCAGCAUUAUGCUGCCUUGCUGGAAGGAACACUGCUAAUGGAAAGAAAGCCUUUUAAGAUUCAAUACAUUAAAUACAUAUAAAUGCACCAGAAUGCCUUCAAAAGUCUCAUGCUUGUACGUGUUGACGGUCGUUUGCUGGGCAAGUGCUCUUUGGUACUUGGGUAUAUCCCGGCCGACAUCCUCCUAUGUCAGUGGGCAGAUGUCUUUGCCGAUCCGGAAGACUGUGAAAACCCUUAAGAACACUACGUUCAGCAACAUCCGGACGCGAACGCUGAACCCACACGCCUUCGACUUUGUCAUCAACGAGCCUAAGAAAUGUGAGAGCAACACGCCCUUCCUGGUCAUCCUGAUCAGCACCACACACAAAGAAUUCGAUGCCCGUCAGGCCAUCCGGGAGACCUGGGGAGAUGAGAGCACCUACAGCGACAUCCGCAUCAUCACCCUCUUCCUGCUGGGCCGCAACACGGACGCCGUCCUCAACCAGAUGGUGGAACAGGAGAGCCAGAUCUUCCACGACAUUGUGGUGGAGGACUUCAUAGACUCGUAUCACAACCUCACCCUCAAGACCCUGAUGGGCAUGCGCUGGGUGGCCACCUUCUGCUCCCAGGCCCAGUACGUCAUGAAGACGGACAGUGACAUUUUCGUCAACAUGGACAAUCUGGUCUACAAGCUUCUGAAGCCCACCACCAAGCCCAAGAGGAGGUACUUCACGGGCUACGUCAUCAACGGCGGUCCCAUCAGAGACAUGCGCAGUAAGUGGUAUAUGCCCAGAGACCUGUACCCCGAGGCUAAGUACCCCCCCUUCUGCUCGGGCACAGGGUACGUGUUCUCAGUGGACGUGGCUGAGCUGAUCUAUAAGACCUCUCUGCACACCAGACUGCUCCACCUGGAGGACGUGUACGUGGGACUGUGUCUGAGGAAGCUGGGCAUCCACCCCUAUCAGAACAGUGGCUUCAAUCACUGGAAAAUGGCCUACAGCCUGUGUAGGUACCGUCGUGUUAUCACUGUCCACCAGAUUUCACCGGAAGAAAUGCACCGGAUCUGGAACGACAUGUCCAGCAAGAAACACCUCCGAUGCUAGCACCUGGGGACAACUUGGACCCUUCUUCUGUUUUGUUUUGUUUUUUUACCUCUCAACCUGGUGUUCUAACAAAGUUGUUUUCAUUUUCUGACAACAUUAGUUCUCUAUAGGCUACUAGUAUACUUCUACUGAAUCCAAUGUAGCUGUUGGGUGCAUGAGGCUUGUAAAGUGCAUGUUCUCAUUCAAACACACACUAAGAUAGUGUUGUUGCCAGUCAUUUUGUAAUCUCUGGUCUAGAGCUGUAGACUUCAACAACUCAUUUCGAUGAACAUUUACUCUGUACAUUUACAAGUGAAACCAGAGAGGUAUUACUGAAAGACAAAAUGAUGUAUAUGUCAGUGCAAGUGUCUAUCUACUUUCUGCCAAGUUCUCAUGCUGUUUUGGGGAUGGUACUUCCUUACAGCAGGAGAAAGCCUCCCCCACACCAUGUCUCAUCCCUCCUACCAGGCUUAUGGAUGGCCAACAGUUGUAGGCUACACCAUAGUAAAUACACAUUGAAAUAGAAACUAAUGCUGCAACAAUGAAAACAACAAUAUCUAUAUUCUGCAAAUGUAGAACAAGUUGGAAUGUUAAUUGUUCUUUUCUAUUGUUGCGAUUUAAUAAGAAAUGAAUACAUCUCUACUGGAUGUACUUUAUCACUAUUGGUAGUGAUGUUCACUAUUCACUAUUGUUCAAAACUACAUGUGUGGGUCAAACAGAUGUUAUAAAUGUGAUCCCCCCCCCCCCCCGGAUAUCUUUGUUUACAUAUUGGUGUAAAUGUAACUGCCUCUUCAUCUGGGAAGAGACAGGAAAAUGCUUUUUACAUUUAGAUGUCAUUGAUCAUUUCUACUCAAAUUAUUUUCUUACAGUGUACUUGAAGUAUUUCAUGGUGUCGUGCUACCUGCUUCUGAUAAAACUGGCUACUAUUACUGUACUCUACGUAGGUCGGAUUCACGACCACGACCAAGUAUCAACAGACGUUACAUAUCAUCUUGUGCACGUGGCAAUUUACAUAGUAACUUUUAUCUAAAUUCCCAAGUGAAUCUAUUAUAAUGUGUUAUUUGGCAUAUCUUUACUGAAUCACUGCUAUAGAAAUAAUGGGAAAUAAUUCAAUUUUCUGGAACUUGGGAUAGCUGUUAUGGCCCAAAUGUCAUUUUCAAAUGUUUAUUAUUAUUUUUGAAGUAUUUAGUAUUAUAAGCUAUUGUGACAUUUGACUGUGAAAGUAUAAAGAUAUAUCCUGAAGGAGGUUGUUGUGAUAUAAAGUAUGUUUUUUUUACAUAAAAAAAUAUUCAUACUUGAAAAGUAAUGAAA
Oncorhynchus mykiss (rainbow trout) is the source of this 2713-nucleotide messenger RNA. NCBI's taxonomy places the organism in Eukaryota, Metazoa, Chordata, Actinopteri, Salmoniformes, Salmonidae. The record is from RefSeq and is a predicted model, not a curated record.